CCCAUCUCCAUCCAACGGCUGCCCCGUUUGAGUGCAGCAAACCAUCAUCACCAUGACCAGUGACGACCAGUUCUUUUUCGACUAUCUGGCAUCGAUACCGCAUGACGUAAGGCGAUAUUCUCAUCAGGUCGCCGAUUCUAUCGAUCGUCAAGUCGACCACGCCGCAAACGCAAUUCGUGAUACCCUCUCCAAUCAGACAUGGCUGCCUCCUACGGUCCGCCCUUCACCCAAGUACCGACCAAACCCGGUCAUAUCACAGUCUUUGGUUGAUCGCGUGCAUGGUUGGGUUUUGCAUAACCGAGCAUGGAGCGCGGCGAUCCUCGCUUUCGUUGGAACCACCUGCGUCCUAUAUUAUGGUAACAAAAAGUUUAAUGGGAAACGGCGGCGAGCAAGGAGGGCCGGGAAUGGCGCCCGCAAGGAGAUCGUGGUUAUCGCGGGAUCGGCGCACGAACCGAUGACUCGAGCGAUCGCAUCUGAUCUUGAGCGUCGGGGAUACAUCGUCUAUGUUACAGUCUCGUCCAGCGACGAAGAACAGAUCAUCCGAAGUGAAAGUCGUGAAGACAUCCGGUCCCUCUGGCUUGACCUCUCCACCACAUCCCCCAACCCGUCUGGAAUCCACCCCUCCCUCAGCGAAAUUCACACUCUCAUCACCCAACCACAAUCUCCCAUCGCCGGCCUCCAGCCUCACACCUGCCAGCUGAGCGGGCUCAUCCUAGUCCCCUCGCCCAACUACACCAGCGGCCCCGUCGCGACAAUCCCGCCGUCAACCUGGAUCGACACAAUUAACACGCGCCUUCUCUCCCCUAUCCUCACCACACAACUAUUCCUCCCCCUCCUCCAUGUCCGCAACAAUCACAGCACCAUCAUUGUCGCCUACCCCACAAUCUCCUCGUCUCUCUCCGCGCCCUUCAGCGGGCCGGAAGUCGCGACCAUCCGCGCGCUGUCCGGGUUCGCCACCUCCCUCCGCCGCGAGUUGACAUCCAAUUCGAACCUCCACGUUGUCGAGCUGAAGCUCGGCAACAUCGACCUCGGACCAUCGUACCGGACCCUGCAGGGCCACAUCGCCGGCACGGAGGUGCUGGGCUGGAGCGUCCAGCAGCGCUCGCUGUAUGCAUCGCAGUACUUGAAUAGCAUUGAGGCGCGGCCCGCCGCGUCGGCAGGCCCGAGUCUCAUCCGAGGAUCUUCUGCACGCACCCUGCAUUACGCUGUGCAGGAUGCGUUGGAGGCGCCGGCCAAGAAUGUGUUCGGCCGGCGCGGCAGCAAGAAGGCCGUCAUGUAUGUCGGACGGGGCGCAAGGACGUACAGCAUAAUCGGGGACUGGGUACCCGCAGGAUUGGUGGGUUGGAUGUUGGGAUUGCGGUCGUCGUCGUCGUCGCAGCAGCAGCAACAGCAGCAGCAGCUCCAUCACCACUUUCAACCGCAGCAGACGACUUCCUCAUCGUCGCCACGGGAAAGUUCGACCAGCGCGGGGAGUAGCAGUGAGACGAGCAGCUGGGAGCGGCUUUGAUAAACUGCCGACAUCCCGUGAAUUUCGCUAAAUUUAUAAAUUAGGGUAUACCUUUUCCCCCAAUACCCAGCCUCACCUUGGCUAUCGCUGUGAGCUUUUUCUUGGAUCUAAUACCAUUCUCAUCUCAUCUCAUCAUAUCAGAUCAUAUCCCGCAAGUAUGCAUUAUAAUGAAGCUAUGAAUGUUACCCGAAACCACAGAAACCAUAGUUCUCUGAUCA
Molecule: messenger RNA, 1725 nt
Organism: Aspergillus brunneoviolaceus CBS 621.78
Lineage: Eukaryota; Fungi; Ascomycota; Eurotiomycetes; Eurotiales; Aspergillaceae
Product: DUF1776 domain-containing protein
Exons: 4
Coding region: 53-1507 (484 amino acids)
Source: RefSeq, a predicted model, not a curated record